UUGUUUGUUGAGCUCAUGAGCUAGCCCACUAUUCAAAGACAAGUACCACUGUACCGGUAAAUUAGUUAGUAGUCAUUGUCGAGAUGCCCUGAGUUUGCUUUGCUUCACUACAGUAUCAUCAUCCAUCAUGGUGGCUUGGUCGCAAUUGGCGGCCACCGCCGCAACGCCUUCUCGAAUGGCUCUGCUUUCGUGUAGUGCGGCUGGCGUGGCUACUUUGUGGAUUGGUGCGAGGGCACUGUCCUCUGGAAGAACAAGCCGGCGUGACCUAGGCAUUCAGACUGGUGAAAAGGGGCGCAGUGAAAAGGCAGCUGUUGACGGUGUAUUCUUCAAGCGGAUUCUUCGCAUUUUAAAGAUUCUCGUUCCAAGAUGGUUUUGUGCUGAGGCCGGAUAUCUUGGCCUUGUGGCUGCUGCGUUGAUUGCACGGACAUACUGUGAUGUAUGGAUGAUCUCCAACGGUACGGCAAUUGAAGCGUCUAUCAUUGGUCGUAACCUGGAUUUGUUCAAGAAAAACAUCUUCCACUUCAUAACAGCCAUGCCGAUGAUUGCCAUCAUUAACACCUCACUGAAGUUUGGUCUGAAUGAGCUAAAACUACGAUUUCGCUCGCGCUUAACCCGACACCUCUACCAGCAGUAUCUUCAGGGAUUCACCUACUACAAGAUGUCAAAUUUGGAUAACCGCAUUGCUAAUGCUGAUCAGCUUCUUACACAGGAUGUGGAAAAGUUCUGCAACAGUAUUGCUGAGUUGUAUUCUAAUGUCAUCAAGCCAAUCCUGGAUAUCGCAAUCUACUUUCAGAAACUUGCGGGCAGUAUUGGGUUGCAGGGUCCCAUGAUCAUGCUGGGCUAUCUAGCCUUCUCCGGCAUGAUUUUGACCAGACUUCGGCGACCUGUUGCCCGGAUGACGGUGGGAGAACAGCGUUUAGAGGGAGAGUUCCGUUUCGUCAACUCCCGCUUGAUCACAAACAGUGAGGAGAUUGCUUUCUACCAGGGCAACCGCCGAGAAAGCAUCACUGUGCACACCGUGUUUGAUGGCCUGGUGGACCACCUUCGAUCCUUCAUCCAGUUCCGCUUCUCAAUGGGAUUCCUCGACUCGGUGAUUGCAAAGUAUGUUGCAACUGUUGUGGGCUACUCGGUUGUCAGUCGGCCAUUUUUGGAUCUGAAAGAUCCGAGACACAUGCACAGCUCACACUCUGAGAUUAUGAAGGACUACUACAAGAGUGGACGUAUGCUUGUCAAGAUGGCAGAAGCUAUUGGUCGCCUGGUCUUGGCCGGGCGCGAGAUGACUCGAUUGUCUGGAUUCACAGCACGUGUCACACAGUUGAUGGACGUGUUGGAUGAUCUGAACCGUGGUGUCUAUCAGCGUACUAUGGUCACCACCAGCUCAUCUUCAUCAGAAGAGCCGGCCCCAGCGCUUGUACCAGGCAGCGGUGAAAUUAUCGAGCAGGACCACAUCAUCCGGUUUGAGGACGUCCCACUGGCAACACCUAAUGGUGAUGUACUCGUGAAAGAUCUUUCAUUCGAGGUUCAGUCUGGUAUGAAUCUGUUGAUCUGCGGUCCCAAUGGCUGUGGCAAGAGUUCCCUGUUCAGAGUGGUCGGCGAGCUAUGGCCUCUGUUUGGUGGUCGGGUCACCAAGCCCAACAAGAGAAAACUGUUCUACAUUCCUCAGAGACCAUACAUGACGAUUGGUACUCUGCGCGAUCAGAUCAUCUACCCGGAUAGCAAAGAUGAUAUGGUGCGCAAGGGUAUCACUGACCAGCAGCUAGUUGCUUUCUUGGAGCAGGUACAACUGACAAACCUACUGGAACGUGAUGGACAGUGGGAUGCUGUUCAGGAUUGGAUGGAUGUGCUAAGUGGCGGAGAGAAGCAACGUGUUGCCAUGGCUCGUCUCUUCUACCAUCGUCCGCAGUUUGCUAUUCUGGACGAGUGCACCAGUGCAGUUAGUGUGGAUGUGGAAGGCUUCAUGUACAGUCAUUGCCGAGAGGUUGGAAUCACACUCUUUACUGUCUCCCAUCGCAAGACCCUCUGGAAAUAUCAUGAGCAUGUGUUGCAAUUUGAUGGCCGCGGAGCGUACGAAUUCCGCCAAAUUGACUCGUCAUCUGAGGAAUUUGGUUCUUGAAUCCAUGAUGUGUAAAUGCUUGCCUGAAUGAUUCGUGUACAGAGAAUGUGUUCUCUCAUCGCCACUGCCAUCAUGGUUGCAAGGUAGACGGCCUUCCUCCAUUAUCUAUGUGUACUCUACUACUCUUCCUAUCAUGUAAAUUAUGAACAGGAGUGCAACCCGGGACAUGUGUACUUGCAGAGGAAUCAAGACAUCCCUGAAUGCCCUCACACAUGUAUACACACUGGACAUGUUUCAUUUAUUCGACUGUUGCUUCCCACCACUAUUUUAUCCUUACAGUGAACUUAUCCUCUUUUCCGUAUGCGUCUCAUACUUUUCUACUUGGUACUGGUAGUACAGUAAUAUUCAUUUCAACUGGACAUGGGGAGGUUUACCUUGUUACAGUCAUGCCCCCCCCCCCCCCCUUCUCACCUGUUAGCAUUAGGUACAUGUACAUGUAGGUCUAGGUCAUAUAUUCAGAACAGUCACCAAAGCCAACCGUUCUGCCCUUGUGCCCAGUCACAGUGUACAUCUAGAUUAUAUAAUUAUUGAUUAGAUCGAUUUCCAGUCUAUUUUCAUUUCUUUUUACUGUUUUUUUUUCACAGCUGGUCAUUUGCAAUGUUCUCAGAUGGCCUAGGCUUGUGUGAUGUUGCUUGCCCAUCAAGUUCUCCAUGCAAUGAUGCGGCUCACUAAUGGAACAAGCACCCUGUCAAUCCUUUGGCGAUACAGAUGGUCAUCAAAAU
Molecule: messenger RNA, 2835 nt
Organism: Sycon ciliatum
Lineage: Eukaryota; Metazoa; Porifera; Calcarea; Leucosolenida; Sycettidae
Product: ATP-binding cassette sub-family D member 3-like
Exons: 26
Coding region: 128-2113 (661 amino acids)
Biological process (GO): very long-chain fatty acid catabolic process; long-chain fatty acid import into peroxisome; peroxisome organization
Cellular component (GO): peroxisomal membrane
Molecular function (GO): ATP binding; ATP hydrolysis activity; long-chain fatty acid transmembrane transporter activity
Source: RefSeq, a predicted model, not a curated record